CACAUGCCACAAGCACAGAGGGUCUCCACAGCCGUGUACCCUGUGUGUCACGAGCGUGUGGGCCCUCAGCAGCCGUGCACCCCCCGUGCUACAAGCGCAGGGCAGCUGGGCUCUCGGCAGCCGUGUGCGCACGUGUCAUGAGCACGUGCGGCCUCAGCCACCCUUCGCCCACGUGUCACGAACGUGCCGGGUCUCAGCAGCCACGCACCCACGUGUCACGAGACGGGGGCGUCCCAGCAGCCCCGUGGACACGUAGCAUGAACACGCAAGGUCUCAGCCGUCCUUCCUCGUCCCUCCAUGGGCACAGGGCUCCGUAGCCAGCCACUGUCCCCGGGGAGCUGGCAGGCUGUCCCUGUGCUGUCUCGGGAAGGCUGAGUGUCCCCAGACACGGUGCCUGUGUCCUCCCCUGCCCCCGCCGCCCCUGGGGGGCCCCACGGCCGGCAGCGACCUCUGUUCCCAGCCAAGGCUGGCUGCGGGUGCCCACGGCGUCACGUGGAGCGGGCACCAGCGGGGCCGCCAGAGCCACCGGAGCUCAGCCGGGAGCGGCCGCAGCGCCGGACGGAGGGAUGGACGGACGGAUGGACAGCUCCGGCAGGUGGCUGGGAGCCCCCCUGGAGCAGCUGCCCACGCCGGCGCUGACCGUGGACCAGGCGACGGUGCGGCGCAACGCCGAGCGCAUGCGGGAGCGCUGCCGGGCCCUCGGCCUCCGCCUGCGCCCCCACGUCAAAACCCACAAGACGCUAGAAGGGGCCGCGUUGGCGACGGGCGGCACCCGCCGGGGCAUCGUGGUCUCCACCUUGGCCGAAGCUCGGUUCUUCGCGGCGGGGGGCUUCGAUGACAUCCUCUACGCCUACCCGCUGCCGGGGGGGCGGCUGGAGGAGUGCGCCGCCCUGGCCCAGCGCCUCCAAGCCUUCCAGCUCCUCCUCGACAGCCCCCAGGCCCUGGCCCUCCUGCGCCAGCGCCCGCUGCCCCACGGCAAGCGCUGGCUCGUCUGGCUCAAGCUCGACUGUGGGAACGGCAGGGCCGGCGUGCGCCCCACGGACCCCGGUGCCGUGACCCUGGCGCGGGCCAUCGCCGAGGAGGCGCCGCAGGAGGUGACCCUCGUGGGGGUCUACGCUCACUGCGGGGACACCUACGGCUGCCGCGACGUCCCGGCCGUCCAAGUCAUCGCCCGGGCCACCACCGCCGCCGUGCUCGACUUCGUCACCGCGCUGCGGCGGGCGGGUGUGCCGUGUCCCCAGGCCAGCGUCGGCUCCACGCCGUCCUGCAGCCACCCGGUGCCGGAGAUGGCCCAGCUCACCGAGCUCCACCCGGGCAACUACCUCUUCUACGACCUUCAGCAGACCCUGCUGGGUUCCUGUCGCCCCGAGGACGUGGCCGUCCGUGUCCUCACCAGGGUCAUCGGUCACUACCCGCACCGCAGCCAGCUGCUGGUGGACUGCGGGUGGGCCGCCCUCAGCCUCCACGGCUGGGACAAGGCACCCGUGGGCUGUGCCGCCAUCGAGGGGCACCCUCAGCUCAGGCUGGUGGGGCUGACGCAGGAGCACGGGCAGGUGGAAGCCGUCGACGGACAGUUGGAUUUCGAGCGCUUCCCGCUGGGCAGCAUCCUGGCGCUCAUCCCCUUCCAUGCCUGCGCCACCGCUGCCAUGCACCCCGUCUACUACGUCCACGCCGGGGGGAAGGUGGUGGAGCUCUGGCACCCCGUCCGCGGCUGGUAGGGAGGAGAGCAGGGAGCCCACGCCGGGGUGCUGCAGCCACGCCACGACCCUGCGCCCACGCCGAGGCUGUGCACCCACACCAAGAGGGUGCACCCACACCAGGCUGUGGGUACCAAGGCCACGUACCCACAUCAGGACGCUGCACCCGCGCCAAGGUCCUGCACCCAUGUCGGGGUGCUGCACCCGCACCAAGAAGCUGCACCCAUACUGGGGUCCUGCGCCCACGCCGAGGUCCUGCUCCCACACCAGCGUCUUGCACCCACGCCAGGGUCCUGCACCGAUACCAAGACCU
Molecule: messenger RNA, 2010 nt
Organism: Phalacrocorax carbo (great cormorant)
Lineage: Eukaryota; Metazoa; Chordata; Aves; Suliformes; Phalacrocoracidae
Source: RefSeq, a predicted model, not a curated record